Molecule: messenger RNA, 1129 nt
Organism: Gamsiella multidivaricata
Lineage: Eukaryota; Fungi; Mortierellomycota; Mortierellomycetes; Mortierellales; Mortierellaceae
Exons: 1
Coding region: 38-1051 (337 amino acids)
Molecular function (GO): protein binding
Source: RefSeq, a predicted model, not a curated record
GGUCAGAAGCCGGAAAACAUGACUCAGGCUUAAGGGGAUGCUAACCGAGCAUUUACAUAUCGUGGCGGAUCGAACCAUAGUUGAGGACAAGAUUUACAUGCAUGGCGGCAACACGACACAGACCGUGGCUACGGACUCUUACGCGAAAGACCUCUGGAUCCUGGAUACCACGACAUGGCAAUGGACUAGUGGACCCAGCUCUUCUUUUGGUCGUGCUUCUCAUACCCUGAUCAAUACUAACAACACCUUGUUGUCUCUGUCCGGAUUCGAGUUUGAGACCUCCAAGACCAAGGCUGCACAAAAUGCAUUUGUGAUGGUUUACGAUCUUGGAUCAUCGACCUGGGGAGCACAGUUUGGAGUGAUCACCCAGUCAUUCCUUCAAAGGCACGCCGUCGCCAUUAUUGGUGGAUCUGUCGCAGGAUUCGUUCUCAUCCUCGUGCUAGCUUCCAUCUGCGCCCGACUUUGGAGAAAGCACACGCGUAGAGGACUUCCUACUAAAGUGCCUGCAGCGGCUGUAGGAGGAGGAGGCAGGAAGCGCACCACCAAGCCUUUCCUGGCUUCUACGGCUCCGCCCAAUUCGGGCUCUGGAAUGGCGACGGAUUGCUCUGCUGCUGUAGCUUCGCGACUCUCAGGAAUGACACUGUUGAGCCAGAACCAAAACCAGGGAGCCUUUGAGACCCAGAUCGAUCUGUCGACUGUACCCCGCGCCAGCGAAUCAACAAUCCAUGAUAACUACCAGUACCCUCAGCAUCGAUCAUACAACCCCUAUGCACCCACGCAGCAGCAACAGCAAGUACCCCUGAUGAGCGCUAAUGCUCUGCAACAGCAAGAUCAAGAGAUGGACCCCUACAGAGAUGAUGAUGGACUAGAGGAGAGGGAUAUGUGUCUACUGUCUCAUUCACCACCAAACUCUGGUGGAGGUGAAGUCCCUCACAUGGGCAGCUUUGUACACGCUGGUCAGACUACAGGCGUCUCAGGGGUGCCGGUACGAGGCCAGAUGGCGCCUAGCUGUACGGCCGCACCGAACGCGGGAUCAACUUCGGGGCCGUAGAGAGUUGCUUUGCAAAUGUACCUCUUCUUCCUCUAUAAUCAAGUCUUGAAUAAGGAUUUUACUCAUGUACAAACGCAU